This is a messenger RNA of Lathyrus sativus (Indian pea), 591 nucleotides long. NCBI's taxonomy places the organism in Eukaryota, Viridiplantae, Streptophyta, Magnoliopsida, Fabales, Fabaceae. The record is from the annotation of a GenBank genome assembly.
AUGAUGGAAAAUCUUACCUUUUUUCUUAUCUUGGUUGCUUCCAUUUGUGCAACAACAAUAGCUUCAAUCCCACCUGCUGAGAUGAAAUAUUUGCAUAAAUGUGCAGAGGAUAUGGGAGUAGAAUGUGGAAAACAAGUGUACAACAAAUUGUUUACUUCAAAUGUGACAGAAGUUACUGAAGAUUGUUGUUAUAAGAUUCUUCAAACAGGAUAUUAUUGUCACAGCAAAAUGAGUUUAUUUAUUCUUGAAACAAACCCUAGGUUCAAGAAUGAAGAAUGGAUUCAUUAUCUUACAAACAGUGAUGAAAUUUACCAGAAAUGUGAUGUCCUUACUAAACCGGAAGACCCCAGAUUUUUGGGUACAUGCGUUGAAGAAAUAGGCACACAAUGUGGAAAAGAAGUAUUUUACAAUAUAGUGAAUGAUAAGAGCAUGAGUAACGAAUGUUGUGGAAAGCUUGUGAAAAUGGGUCAAAAAUGUCAUAUCAAUAUGGCCAAGGCUUUGAUUCGUACCCCAGAGAUGAGGAAGGUAGAUGCAGUUAAAUUUCUAGAAAGGAAUUUGAAAGUAUUUUUUCAGUGUAAAAUUAGGAAAUAA